Molecule: messenger RNA, 1230 nt
Organism: Kluyveromyces marxianus DMKU3-1042
Lineage: Eukaryota; Fungi; Ascomycota; Saccharomycetes; Saccharomycetales; Saccharomycetaceae
Gene: ICT1
Product: lysophosphatidic acid acyltransferase ICT1
Exons: 1
Coding region: 1-1230 (409 amino acids)
Biological process (GO): cardiolipin acyl-chain remodeling
Cellular component (GO): mitochondrial inner membrane
Molecular function (GO): A2-type glycerophospholipase activity
Source: RefSeq, a predicted model, not a curated record
AUGUCAGUUAAAAGAAGUUUACCAUUAAAAAUAUUGAGAAGAGGAAUGUCACAACCAAAAGAAGAAGCGUUUAAACGAUCCAGCUGGAAGCUUUGGUGGGAUAAUAUACAGCAUGACUCUCGGGAUAAUUUAAGAGAUUUACAGCGAAGUCUCAUGGAUGAAUUAGACUUUGAGCCAGGUAUUUCAGUUGAGAAUUCAAUGUCAAUGGGGCAAAUCAACCAAUGGCGCGUCAGCAAUCCUGCUGCAAAGGCGAUAACUGUGCCAACCCUACUUGUUCAUGGGUAUGCUGCUACUUCUAUGACGUACUUUAGAAACUUUGAAGGGCUUUCUAGGUCUGCUAAAGAUUUGUAUGCGAUAGACUUGCCCGGGAACGGGCUAUCGAAAGAAUUGCCACUUGAGCCUGAAGGAAUUAAUAAGCCCAAAAGGUUAGAAUUAAUAGAAACUGUAAAAGGGCAGUAUGUGCGGUUACAAGAGCCUAUUGAUGAACAAGUAUACAAAAAACACUUGCAGCAUUACGAAGAUUAUCAUUUGGAAGCAUUGGAAGAAUGGAGGAAGGCGAAUAACUUGUCAAAAAUAAACUUGGUAGGACACUCCUAUGGUGGGUAUGUGUCAUUCAAAUACUGUUUGAAAUAUCCAGAAAACGUGAAUAAACUAUGCCUCGUGUCUCCGCUUGGGGUUGAAAGGAGCAUAUAUUCCGUUAAUAAUCACUUUAAACCUGAUGUAGACUACGUUAUCCAACGCGAAGAUCCCAGCCAGCCAACAUUCACAAAUAACAGAAACCUACCGAAAUUACUGUUGCAAUACCAAAAUAAAACUUUGAGGUGGUUAGGUCCGCUUGGUGCGAAAGCUUGCUGGGGUUACGUUAACGCUUCGUAUGGUAGGGUGCCAAGUGUUGCAUACAGAGAGUAUGUCUUCCAGUUGGUCUACGGAAAGGGAAUUGUCACUGAUAAUGCAAUAACUGUUUUUAAUCAGCUGUUUUCUAGAGCAUUGCUCGCGUAUGAUCCGAUAAUGGAUGGCUUAAAUAGGCUCAAAGUUCCAAAAUUGAUGAUGCUUUACGGAGCACAUGACUGGAUGAAUAGAGCUGCUGGUGCACUAGCAAUAGAUGAAUUCAAUAGCAUCAGAAAGAAAUAUGACGGAACUUUCUAUAUCGUCGACAAGGCGGGCCAUAAUCUCAUGCUAGACAACCCAGAAGAAUUCAAUGCACGUCUCAUUGAGUUCCUAAAAGAUUAA